Lytechinus pictus (painted urchin) is the source of this 2297-nucleotide messenger RNA. Its product is annotated as homeobox protein Hox-A10-like. NCBI's taxonomy places the organism in Eukaryota, Metazoa, Echinodermata, Echinoidea, Temnopleuroida, Toxopneustidae. The record is from RefSeq and is a predicted model, not a curated record. Gene Ontology annotation, cellular component: nucleus. Bases 573 to 1448 code for a protein of 291 amino acids. Gene Ontology annotation, biological process: regulation of transcription by RNA polymerase II. Gene Ontology annotation, molecular function: DNA-binding transcription factor activity, RNA polymerase II-specific; RNA polymerase II cis-regulatory region sequence-specific DNA binding. The transcript is spliced from 3 exons.
AUACCCAGGGAUAUCGGUUUGAAAACGACACCACCAGCUUAUUGUAAAAAUAGAUUCUAAGGCCAAUAGGCUCAUUGAUUAAGGAGUGCCCUCCUCAAGAUUCGUCAAGUGCAUUCCGAAAGGCAGAGGACAUAUAGCGAUAUCAACAGUGAUCUUUGGAGGAAAUCUGCAUAGCUCAGGUGACUCUCUGCGAAAUUGACAAAUUAUUGAAAUAUGGUGAAUUUUCGUCGCUAUGAUACGAUCUUUUAACUUGUCUUAAAACUGAUCAAUUAAGCCAUUAAGGAAACGUGUGGUUUUUUUUUUCUACAAAAGAGAAACAUUCGACGUUAAUAGAAGGGUGCUACAUAAACAUUGAUGUAACUGCAUUAAAGGAGCCAUAAACGUAACUUGUAAGUAGAGCUUUGUACAUCAAUAUGUGUUAAAACUUAAUUGGGACAUAAAUACAACUUUAAUGGCUCAAUUUGUUUUAUGUUUUUAAAGCGGUGACGAAAUUAUUGACUGGACACAAAAGCAGUUCGAAGAAAGCGGAACGAAGAAUUUGUUUUUAGCCAAGCUUCUAUUCUAUAAAAAAAAUGCAAAAUUACAGCCCAGAAACCUGGACACCAGUUAACCCCCAGAGAACUCCAUCCACCUCAUCAUCGACUGCAACGAUAACAGGGCAUCUCAUUGCUCCUCGUCCAGAAGCUGCCCCCAUUGGCCACUUGACCGCCCCUCAUCACCCGACAUCGGCCGUACCGCUAACCCAUCGCUAUACUUCUUUCUACAACAAUUUGGAUGGCAGCUCGAGUAAUUCCUCGGCCACCAUCCCGCCCUACAACGAUGAAUACUCUGCGUGGAAUUCCUUCGAUUUUUCAUCGCCGACGACCCACCCCCACCCACAUCAAGCGACAAGGAGUCCAUUUGCAGCUGCCGUGCAUCAUGGCCACUUUCACCAUCACAGUCCCACUGCAAUGACGCCGAACCCACAACCGACCGGUCUUAAUCCCACCGCUGCCACCAUGGGUGUUGGUUCACAGCACCGUGACACGCUGCUCUCUGCAGCGGCUGUGGCAUCAGCAGCAGCGGCGGCCGCGGUCUCAGGGAGCAACUUCGUCAACAUUUCUCAUCGACAUCCUUCUUUCACGUCACAAAGCCAUGGCAGCAACUGGGUUCCGCCGUCAUCGUCCAGUUCGGCUCGGAGGACGAAAAGGAGACCGUAUUCGAAGCUCCAGAUCAUCGAACUCGAAAAAGCUUUUCAAGAAAACAUGUACUUGACAAGGGAGAGGAGGACAAGAAUAGCAGAUUCUCUUAAUCUCACGGAUCGACAGGUGAAAAUCUGGUUCCAGAACCGCCGCAUGAAGAUGAAGAAGAUGACAGAGCGAGAACGAACUGAACAGGAGCAAAUAGAACGAGAAAAGCAGGCCCUGGGAGCAAAGUUUUACAUCAAGACAGAACCAACAAUGAUGUGAUUUUGAUAAAUCCUAUAAUGCAUUUACACCUUUGUAAUUAUGAAAAAUGCUACAGCCGGUUGCAUUUACAGUGUCAUUGGUAUGUCAUGAUUACAUUAUAAUUGGUCAAAAUUAAAAAUGAUCAAAUGGUAUCAAACAGCAAAGAUGGUGUUGACAAUUCUCCGUGCCAUAAGAUACGAUAUGCUGACAUUUGAUACAAAGAUUUUGCAUAGCCUACCAUCAGGGAUGGUGCCACGUGGUGAGCUCCCCCCCCCCCCCCCCGCAAGAAAAAAAAUCUUCUUGGAGAGAAAAGAGGGAAUGGGGGAGAAAAGAUGAAAGAAGAAUCUAACAUAGAGUGAUAUGUCGCAUGUAGCACGAUAAUACCCCUAUAUUAUUCCAUUUAAUAAUAAAAAUGUCAAUUUUAGGUCAUCUUGCCUCACCACGAGCAAAACACCCUGCCAUCAUCCCCGACUAUCACCAUUUCAUUUUUUAAUGAUGUGAUAUAAUGCAUCUAAAAUCAUGGGUAUUGGAAAUAAAUAUAAUUUCCAUCUAAACCAAUAUAUAAUAUUGUAUAUUUGAAUAGUUUUUAUAUUGGAAAAUCCUUGAAAUAGACAGAUUGAAAGAAGGGAAUUUAUAUUAAAGCCCCCGUAUUUUUAAUGAAGUAUAUUUGUGCAAUAUCAGAAGGGUGUAUUCUAGGUCGGCCUCAAUGCUACAUUUUGACAAGCCUUGGUCUUGACUGUAUCUCUUUUACAAAGUCAAUGGGAGAAAGAGUAAUUAAAUUCAUUGUUUGGGAACAAGGCAAAGUUUUUUUGUAUGUAGAGAAUAUGUUGAAAAUGCUAUUGUUAGCAAUAAAACACAUAUGAUAAACAA